This is a messenger RNA of Neltuma alba, 906 nucleotides long. Its product is annotated as G-type lectin S-receptor-like serine/threonine-protein kinase At1g11410. The transcript is spliced from 2 exons. Gene Ontology annotation, biological process: recognition of pollen. The record is from RefSeq and is a predicted model, not a curated record. The coding region runs from base 1 to 906 and encodes 301 amino acids. NCBI's taxonomy places the organism in Eukaryota, Viridiplantae, Streptophyta, Magnoliopsida, Fabales, Fabaceae.
AUGAAGCCUUAUUCUGCGAAAGCCCUAAUUCUGAUAAAUGUUCCAUUGUUUCUUCUAUUGGUGCUUCUUUCUUCUUGCCAUUCUCUUCAUAGAAUAACCCCAAGCCAGCCCCUCAGAGACGGCGAUGCUUUGCUCUCAGAUGGAGGAACCUAUGCCCUCGGUUUUUUCACCCCUAGCAACAAUUCAAGAAAGCGCUACGUUGGAAUAUGGUUUGCAAGAUCCUCUAAACCAGUUGUUGUGUGGGCUGCUAAUAGACAGACUCCUCUCAAUAAUACUUCUGGAGUUUUGUCGAUUGAUGUCCAUGGAAACAUCGUUCUCGUUUACAAUGAUACUGAUUUAUAUAGGAAUACCCCCAUUUGGUCUUCCAAUGUUUCUUUCUCAUCUUUUAGUGAUCACACCUUUGCCGAGCUUCAGGACACUGGAAACUUCGUUUUAAUUAGGAAUAAAGGGAGGCCAAUAUGGCAGAGCUUUGACUACCCUGGCGACACGAGGCUUCCGUUCAUGAAAAUUGGGGUGGACCUGAGAACUGGUUUUAAUUGGUCCAUGACAUCAUGGAAAUCCCCAGACGACCCAGGAAUGGGGGACGUGACUCACAUGAUCGACCCAACAGGUUAUCCUCAACUGUUCUUGCUUAAAAAUGGAGCUCCAUUUUGGCGAGGCGGGUCUUGGACGGGUCAGAGAUUUAGUGGAAUACCACAAAUGACGCCCAACUUCAUCUUCAACAUCACUUAUAUUGACAAUGCCAAUGAAGUUAGCACUGUGACCCGAGUCAUGGACCCUUCAGUAUUCUUAAUAAUGGUGCUAGACAACACUGGCCAUGAGACACGAACUGUUUGGCGAGCUAAGGAGAAUAAUUGGCUCCAAGUUUGUUUGAGUGUGUGUGCUUGCCCGGAUUCGAACCCAUGA